AUGGAACAAUGCGAAGAUGCCGUCGUCACCAUUUCCAUCACCACCGCCGAUGAGGAAGGUGAAGCCAAGGCCAAAGCUAUGAUUUCGUCCCUUCCGCCUGAGCUUCAUCUCCAGAUAUUCACAUAUUUGGAUCGAGCCUCAUCAGUCUGUUUUGGUCUGACAGCCAAGAAGUUCUAUCCAAUCCACAAGGAACUUCGUGGUCUCGUCCCUCUCACGGCAUGUUGCCUCCAAGUCCCAUCCCGCUCGAGAGGACGAUUCCUAUUCGGCCUUUUGAAGGAGUGGAUCAAAGAAACAGGUUUGGUGUUUAGCGGUGCGGAGCUGAAGUUCAUCACGCUGGAGAAGAAAUCAAAGAUGAAGGAAGAUGACCUUAUUUGGAGAUUCUAUAACUGGGGGUCGUUUGACCAGAGCCCAUUGGCUAAGAAAUUGGAAAAGGCUAAGGAGGCGAGGCGAUUAGAAAUUCUCAGGGAUGAAAAGGAAGCUGGAGGGUGGUGGAAGAAGGGAGUUUGGAUCGAUGGAGAGGAAAGCGCUUCCUCUGUUGAGCAUAAAAUCCAUCUACUCGCUCCAUCUUCCAAAGAUUCUCAACUUGUCAAGUCAACCAACCCACCAACAAAGAGUCCAACCCAGAACCACCAAAAACAGCCCAAACAAUUCAAACGACUGAAACAAUGGCGUUUCCAGCAAGUAAGUUAUCAAUCGUUGUACGCUUCGUAUUCGGGUCUUGCUAAUCUUAGUUGGGUUUCGGACUUGCUCUGCUUUCGCUUUCGUCGUCGCCAGAAGAAGGAAGCUAAUUCGUCGAUUGAGAUGACAGACCGUGUUUCUGCCAAGCCAGCAUUGCUCGACUCUGCCUCUGCUUCUGGACUAGCCCUUGCUGAGGCAUUGACAAAAUACGCACAAGAUUCUACCAAACCAUCCCUCGUCAACCUGCCUCCGGAGUUGCACCUCAAAAUCUUCAAUCUCCUCGACAGGACCACCUCUACUUGCCUCGGAUUAUGCACAAAGAAAUUCUAUGCUAUCCACCGCAGCAUGCGAGGCACUGUUCCGUUGAUGGCCUGGCACUCGUACCCUCCGAACAAGAUUGGUGGAAAGCGCUUGUGGGAACUGUUGGUAGAAUGGAUGGGGCCAGGAUAUGAUUUCGACUCACGUGCAUUCAAGUUCCUUGCCAAGCACUCUCGGGGAGCUCUAGCCGGAAAGUACGAGCGAUUCAUAGUUCCCUUUCAGAAACUUGCAGAUGCUAAAUGGGUUGAUCUCAAGGAGGCGGGUGGUUAUGUGGAGAAUCUCAUACGGUAUCCUAUUUGGCAGUGGAAGUGA
Molecule: messenger RNA, 1308 nt
Organism: Hyaloscypha bicolor E
Lineage: Eukaryota; Fungi; Ascomycota; Leotiomycetes; Helotiales; Hyaloscyphaceae
Exons: 5
Coding region: 1-1308 (435 amino acids)
Molecular function (GO): protein binding
Source: RefSeq, a predicted model, not a curated record